AUGCCGUCACCCUUCUUCGCUGCCAGUCGCUCCGACCUGCGACCGCUUCUCUCCCAGCCACAGCACCAGCAGCCGUUUGCACGCUUCCUUUCCGGCCGUUCGUCCCGGCCUCGCCCACGCAUCGCCACCGCUGCCAGCCCGACCAUGAACACGUCUCUGCUUCUGGCCUCCGUCGUCGUCGCUGCUGGCGCCUACUAUGCGCUGCAUGGCCGCGGCAGCCACUCCGCUCAGGCCGAGGCGCCCGGCGGAACGCCCACCUUCUCGCGCUUUGGCUUCCACACCCUCAAGCUGGCCAGCAGCCAGGACAUCAACCACAAUGUCAAGCGCUUGCGCUUCGACCUCGGCGACCCCAAAAAGCCCAACGGACUAGCUCUGACCUCAUCCCUGCUCGCCAUAACCUUCCCGGCUGGGCGUUGGCUGCCCGUCUUGCGGCCUUAUACGCCUCUUGGCCAUGUCGAUCUGCUCGUCAAGCAGUAUCCCGGCGGUAAGCAGUCGACACAUCUGCACGGGCUCCAGGCCGGCGACAGCGUCACUUUCUUCCGCAUCCCCGCCUAUUCCUACAAGCCCAAUGAGCAUUCCCACGUCGGCGUCGUUGCCGGUGGCCAGGGCAUCACUCCCUGCUACCAGCUCGUGCGCGGCAUCCUGCUCAACCCCGAAGACCGCACGCGCGUCACGCUCGUUUGGGGCGUGAAUGCGGACAGGGAUGUCAUGCUGGCCACUGAGCUGGCCGCCCUGCAGCGCGCCUAUCCGGACCGUCUUACCACGCACAUUGUCGCUAGCCACCCCUCCGCCGACUCACAGUACCCCAAAGGCUACGUAACGGGCGAGCUGCUAAAGAGCGUCGGAAUCGUGCCGGACGCUGCGAGCGAGAAGCCUAGUGGCACGGCUACAGGCGUGAGCAAGGUUUUUAUCAGUGGCCCGCCCGCUAUGGAAAAGACAUUUGGUGGUCGCAACGGCGCCUUUACGCAGCUAGGCUUUACCAAGCCUCAAGUUCACAACUUCUAA
This is a messenger RNA of Grosmannia clavigera kw1407, 1005 nucleotides long. Its product is annotated as NADH-cytochrome b5 reductase. Gene Ontology annotation, molecular function: cytochrome-b5 reductase activity, acting on NAD(P)H. The coding region runs from base 1 to 1005 and encodes 334 amino acids. Lineage: Eukaryota; Fungi; Ascomycota; Sordariomycetes; Ophiostomatales; Ophiostomataceae. Gene Ontology annotation, biological process: ergosterol biosynthetic process. The record is from RefSeq and is a predicted model, not a curated record. The transcript is spliced from 2 exons.